This is a messenger RNA of Pectinophora gossypiella (pink bollworm), 2815 nucleotides long. Its product is annotated as tubulin polyglutamylase TTLL13-like. NCBI's taxonomy places the organism in Eukaryota, Metazoa, Arthropoda, Insecta, Lepidoptera, Gelechiidae. Gene Ontology annotation, molecular function: tubulin binding; tubulin-glutamic acid ligase activity. The record is from RefSeq and is a predicted model, not a curated record. Gene Ontology annotation, cellular component: cilium. Gene Ontology annotation, biological process: protein polyglutamylation; microtubule cytoskeleton organization. The coding region runs from base 239 to 2554 and encodes 771 amino acids. The transcript has 20 exons.
GACAGAUGUGUCGGUUUCUUUUGACUUGACGGCUGACAUGAAACAAAAACAAAAAACAGUUUCCAAUAAUGUCUCUCGCAAAAUUUUAAUGAAAUUUCCCCAAAACAACGUUUGGUGACAUUUUUUUAAGCAGUGGACAUUUCUUUGAUGCCAAGCACUGCAUUGUUAUUGCACGCUGGAGGAUGACUACCACAAUCCACUAGUUCAUUGCUUUACACAUAAGUAAAACUCACAGCAAAUGGAGUUGGAGUUACAAGACACUUUUUUGGGUGACGUGGAUGAACCAUCCCUUCAUAGUUCCAAGCAAGCACUCACAGCGCCAAGUAAAAGGAAAAAUGAUAAAAUACAAGAUGAGAAAUCUUUGGAGUUGCAAGCGCGGGAAGAGAAGGAGGCUGCGGAGAGUGUGGCGGCCAUGCUGCUGCGGUCGUACGACCCCAAGAUGCUGGGGGAGGACGACACCUCGCAGCCGACUUCGCGCACCGCCCCCAUCAUACCCAUAGAGGGCGUGCGCAAGAAGAAGAAGAGAAGGAGAUCCCAGAUCUCAAUUUGCCUAACAAACUGCCGAUACGAGUCGAUCCGGAAAGUGGCGAGCGCGUUCGGCAUGCGGGAGGUGUCCGAAGAGGAGGCGUGGAACUUCUACUGGACGGACAUGAGCGUCUCCGUCGAACGAGCCAAGGAGAUGAAGAGGUUCCAGCGCAUCAAUCACUUUCCCGGCAUGUUGGAGAUUUGCAGGAAGGACCUGCUAGCACGAAACUUGAACCGAAUGCAAAAAAUAUACCCGAAAGAAUAUAAUUUCUUCCCCAAAACUUGGUGCUUGCCGGCCGAUUUUGGAGAGGCCCUGAACUACAGUAAAUCACGCAAAAACAAAACGUUCAUUAUAAAACCUGAAUGCGGGAGCCAGGGUCGAGGUAUAUACCUUACCAAGUCAUUGAAAGACAUCAAACCUACAGACAAACUUAUUUGCCAGGUGUACUUAUCGAAACCAUAUUUAGUAGACGGAUACAAGUUCGAUAUAAGAGUAUAUACCCUUAUAACAUCCUGCGACCCGCUUAGGAUAUUUGUCUACAACGAAGGGCUUGUCAGGUUUGCGACGAGCCGGUACGCGGACCCGAACGUGAACAACACGACCAACGUGUUCAUGCACCUAACCAAUUAUGCCCUCAACAAACACAGCCGCACUUAUGUCUACGACUCCGAAGCUGGGAGCAAACGCAAGAUAUCGACGUUGAACAAGAUUCUGGUGUCGCAAGGCGUGGAUUUGGACCGCCUGUGGCACUCGAUCGACCAGGUGAUCGUCAAGACCAUCAUCUCCGCCUGGCCCAUCCUCAAGCACAGCUACCACGCCUGCUUCCCGUCCCACGACAUGGUACACGCGUGUUUCGAAAUACUUGGCUUCGAUAUUCUACUUGACCACAAACUACAUCCGUAUAUACUGGAAGUGAACCACUCCCCGAGCUUCCACACGGACACGCAGUUGGACCGCGAGGUGAAGGAGGGCCUGUUGACGGACACCUUCACCAUGCUCAACAUCUGGCAGUGCGACAAGAAACGCGUGCUCGAGGAGGAUCGCCGGCGCAUUAGAGACCGGCUGCUGCAGACUAACAAAUAUGCAGAGUAUACACCUUUAGAAGAAAAAGAGCCUGAGAAAAGUCCAUGGCAAACACAGAUCCAGUGGGAGGAAACACAUCUUGGAAAUUUCAGACGCGUGUACCCAGUGGGCGAGCAAUACGCGUCUCUGUUCCAACAGCCGUCGGGUUCACUUUACACUGGCACGGCGUCGUCACGCGCUCGUGGCGACUGUACCAGAUUACAACGUGAAGAGUUCCAGCAAACGAAAGCCAAAGCGGAAGCGAUGAAAAAACCAUCGCAACCAGCAAAAUCGGAUAAGAAAGACAACGAAAAGAAAGCGGGGGAAGAGGCGACUGUCGCUUCGAGCACGGCGGAUAAGUGUGAUAAGACUGAGAAGUCCAAGGGUAAGGCCCGCGCGGAAAGGGAACAGAAACGCAGGGAGAUGAGAGAGAAAGAGGAGAAGGAAAGAGAGAAGAAUAAGCUGUCAGCGAAGCCGUCGCAAGCUCUUACGCCGGUCCCGGAGAAAGAGCAGAAGCCACCUUAUGUGCUGUGUUCGUUCGAGCCGGACCCCAUCGUGGAGAAGGAGGAGCGGGAGCGAGUCAACCUGCUGGCACAGCGGGACUUCCUCAUACGCAGCUACGGCAUGCUAGAACAAAUAUAUUUAGUAAUGAAAAAAAUGGGAACUUUAAGGCCAGAAGACGAACGCAAAUACGGCGUAUACGGACGUCUUGCUGUUGUUUCAAAUACGCCCAAGACCGCCAUUAUGAAGAGCAAAAAACAAGAUAAGCACAAACCAAACAACUAUGGCGAUCACUUGGAUGAUGCGCUGCGCGUGGUGUGCCGCGACGCAGUGCUGAGCUCGCGGCCCGCGCGCCCGCCGCCACACCACGCGCGCUGCGCCUACACCGUCUGGAGCCUCAGCCCCUAUGUGAGCCCCACAGAUGCAUGCCUCCAAGUGAGCAAACUGAGACAUUGUAGCGACUGACGAGUGCCGUUGUUGUGUUCAUGAACUGUGCCUUUCAGACUUUGCUCUAUCGAGUUAGUGUUAAAAUAUGCCAAAUGUAGUUGUAACUAUUUCGACGGUACGAAUUAUCGAUGUUAGUCUCCAUUUAAUUAUAUUAUUACUCCCAACUUAAUACUUUAAGCCUUUUUAAUACAUUUUUAACCUGUAAAUCUUUUUCUUAGAACAUCAUUGAGCAGUCUGCCUAUAAGGCUGUUCAGCAAAUUUUAGUGAGAAUAAAAAUAA